CCACUCUUCCUUCCAAACUCCGCCCUCUCCGCUGCUGCACCCCGCCCCACCAUCUCGGCCCCGCCCCCAAGGCCUGGCCACGCCCCGGCCACAGCCCUGCUCCUGGCUACGCUCCUCCCUGAUUUUGGUUUCUCGCCGCCGCGCUCCGCCCCGCUUGGCAGGCCCCGCCCCCUCCUGGCCCCGCCCCCUCCUGGCACCCAGCAGGCUCUCAGCCCUCAGCCGGCCGCGGGCAUCAUGGGCACGGCCUCGUCGCUGGUGAGUCCCGCCGGCGGGGAGGUGAUCGAGGACACGUACGGGGCAGGCGGCGGCGAGGCCUGCGAGAUCCCGGUGGAAGUGAAGCCCAAGGCCCGCCUGCUGCGCAGCUCUUUCCGCAGGGGCGCGGGAGCCGGGCCCGGGUCGCUGCCUCGCGCCGCAGGGGGCGGCGGGCUGCUGGGCGCCAGCUUCAAGUCCACCGGCUCGUCUGUGCCCGAGUUAGAGUAUGCGGCGGCCGAGUUCGAGCGGCUCAAGAAAGAGUAUGAGAUCUUCCGGGUCAGCAAGAACCAGGAGUUACUGUCCAUGGGCCGCCGAGAGGCCAAGCUGGACACCGAGAACAAGCGGCUGCGGGCGGAGCUGCAGGCUCUUCAGAAAACUUACCAGAAGAUACUUCGGGAAAAAGAGGGUGCAUUAGAAGCAAAAUACCAAGCCAUGGAGAGAGCGGUCACAUUUGAACACGACAGAGACAGGGUUAAAAGGCAAUUCAAGAUUUUUAGGGAGACCAAAGAAAAUGAAAUUCAGGACUUACUGAGGGCCAAGAGAGAGUUGGAGAGCAAACUUCAGAGGCUGCAGGCUCAGGGGAUCCAAGUGUUCGACCCCGGGGAGUCUGACUCGGAUGACAACUGCACAGAUGUCACUGCUGCGGGAACGCAAUGUGAAUACUGGGCCAGCAGAGCCCUGGGCAGCGAGCAUUCCAUAGGCAGCAUGGUCCAGCUCCAGCAGUCCUUCAGAGGCCCCGAGUUUGCCCACAGUUCUAUAGAUGUGGAAGGACCCUUUGCGAACAUCAACCGAGAUGACUGGGAUGCUGCUGUGGCUGGUUUAUUACAGGCCACACCCUUGUUCUCACAUUCCCUGUGGAGUCACCCUGUCAGGUGUUACCUCAUCUACACAGACGAAACCCAGCCGGAAAUGGAACUGUUCCUUAAGGACCAUUCACCUAAACUUAAAAGAAUGUGUGAGACACUGGGAUAUUUCUUCCUCGCUGUUUAUUUUCCAAUAGAUGUUGAAAAUCAGUACCUUACUGUAAGAAAAUGGGAAAUUGAGAAGAGUUCUUUAGUUAUUUUAUUCCUUCACUCAACAUUACCCAGUUUUUUACUGGAAGACUGUGAAGAAGCCUUCCUGCAAAACCCAGAAGGAAAACCAGGAUUAAUCUACCACCGUUCGGAGGACGGGAAAGCCACUUGCGACUCUGUCCAGCAGUUCCUGGAUCAAGUUUCCAACCUAGGCAAGACCACUAAAGCCAAGAUCAUCGAACACUCGGGAGAUCCUGCGGAGGGCGUGCAUAAGAUUUAUAUGGGUGUGGAAAAGAUUAUUAAACAGGACAUCCUUGGCCUUGAGAACACAGACGUGGAGGAGAAAGAUGGGGGCAGUGAGGAUUCCACUCCAGAAGAAGAUGAUUUUGGGGAUGUUCUGUGGGACAUACACGAUGAGCAAGAACAGAUGGAAGCCUUUCAGCAGGCUUCCAGCUCCGCCCAUGAACUGGGAUUCGAGAAGUAUUACCAGCGCCUGGAUGAUCUGGUGGUGGCGCCGGCCCCGAUCCCACCCCUCCUGGUUUCUGGAGGACCAGGUUCUGGAAAGUCCCUUCUUUUAUCAAAAUGGAUUCAGCUGCAGCAGAAGCAUUUCCCGAACACCCUGAUCCUGUCUCAUUUUGUGGGGAGGCCAAUGUCAACCAGCUCGGAGUCCUCCUUGAUCAUCAAGCGGCUGACCCUGAAGCUGAUGCGGCACUUCUGGGCAGUUUCUGCUCUGACACUGGACCCUGCGAAGCUUCUGGAGGAAUUUCCACGUUGGCUGGAGAAGCUCUCUGCCCGGCACCAGGGCAGCAUCCUUAUCGUCAUCGAUUCCAUAGAUCAAGUUCAGCAAGUGGAGAAGCACAUGAAGUGGCUGAUCGACCCCCUGCCGGUGAAUGUCAGAGUCAUUGUUUCUGUGAACGUGGAGACCUGCCCCACAGCAUGGAGGCUGUGGCCUACUCUACAUCUCGAUCCUUUAAGCCCCAAGGACGCCAUAUCUAUAAUAACCGCAGAAUGCCACUCCGUGGACAUGCUGUUAAGCAGAGAGCAGGAGAAGAUGCUGGAACAGCACUGCCGUCCAGCCACAACACGCCAUGCCCUCUAUGUCACCCUUUUCAGCAAGAUGAUGGCCUGUGCCGGGAGAGGCGGCAACGUAGCUGAGACCCUCCGUCAGUGCCUGCAGUGUCAGGACACCGUGUCACUGUACAAACUCGUUCUCCACCAUGUCCGGGAGUCCAUGCCAAGUGACAGGGAUAAAGAGUGGAUGACACAGAUUCUCUGCCUCAUCAAUGUUAGUCACAAUGGCGUGAGUGAGUCGGAGCUGAUGGAGCUGUAUCCAGAGAUGUCCUGGCCCUCUCUGACCUCCAUCGUUCACAGUUUACACAAAAUGCACCUGCUGACUUACAGCUGUGGCCUGCUCAGGUUUCAGCAUCUACAGGCCCAGGAAACAGUGGAGCUGCAGUACCUGGAGGACCCCGCCCUCGUUUCUUCGUAUAGGCAAAAGCUCAUUAACUACUUUACCUCACAGCUCAGUCAGGACAGAGUGACCUGGAGAAGCGCAGACGAGCUCCCAUGGCUCUUCCAGCAGCAGGGAAGCAAACAGAAGCUGCACAGCUGCCUCCUCAAUCUCUUCGUGUCUCAGAACCUUUACAAAAGAGGACACUUCGCCGAGUUACUGAGUUACUGGCAGUUUGUAGGCAAAGACAAAGGUGCCAUGGCGACCGAGUACUUUGAGUCACUGAAGCAGUACGAGAAUGGCGAAGGCGAGGAAAACAUGCUGUGCCUAGCCGACCUGUAUGAAACCCUCGGCCGGUUUCUGAAGGACCUGGGACUUCUCAGUCAGGCCGUGGUGCCUUUGCAGAGGUCCCUAGAAAUUCGGGAGACAGCCUUAGAUCCCGAUCACCCGAGAGUAGCCCAGUCCCUCCACCAGCUGGCCGGUGUGUACGUGCAGUGGAAGAAGUUCGGGGAUGCGGAGCAGCUGUAUAAACAGGCCUUGGAGAUCUCAGAAAACGCUUACGGUGCAGACCAUCCGCACGCUGCUCGGGAACUGGAGGCGCUCGCGACUCUGUACCACAAACAGAAUAAGUAUGAACAAGCUGAACAUUUUAGGAAAAAAUCGGUUAUAAUUCGUCAGCAAGCCACAAGGCGAAAAGGCAGCCUGUAUGGAUUUGCCCUACUACGCAGGCGGGCUCUGCAGUUGGAAGAGCUCACCUUGGGCAAGGACAAGCCUGAGAACGCCCGCACCCUCAAUGAGCUGGGUGUCCUCUACUUCCUUCAAAACAACCUGGAGACAGCAGAGCAGUUUCUGAAGCGUUCCUUGGAAAUGAGGGAGCGGGUUCUGGGGCCGGAUCAUCCAGACUGCGCACAGUCCCUGAAUAACCUGGCAGCUCUUUGCAAUGAGAAGAAGCAGUACGAGAAAGCAGAGGAGCUGUACGAGCGCGCCCUGGACAUCCGGAGGCGCGCACUGGCUCCGGACCACCCUUCCCUGGCCUACACCGUGAAGCAUCUUGCAAUCUUGUAUAAGAAAACGGGAAGAGUUGACAAAGCUGUACCUCUGUAUGAAUUGGCUGUUGAAAUUCGGCAGAAAUCCUUUGGCCCAAAGCACCCCAGUGUAGCUACUGCCUUGGUAAACUUGGCAGUCCUUCAUAGCCAAAUGAAAAAGCACAGUGAGGCCCUGCCACUAUAUGAAAGAGCAUUAAAGAUUUAUGAAGAUAGCUUGGGGCGAAUGCAUCCUCGAGUUGGAGAAACAUUAAAAAAUUUAGCUGUGCUCAGCUAUGAAGAAGGGAAUUUUGAGAAGGCUGCUGAACUGUACAAAAGGGCAAUGGAAAUAAAAGAAGCAGAGACAUCACUUUUGGGUGGAAAAGCUCCUUCAAGGCAGUCAUCAAGUGGAGACACAUUUCUCUUUAAAAACAACUCAUUCCCCUAACGUUUUCCUUCCCCAAGGGCAAAGCUAACUGUCAAUUCUUUGCAAGAAUACUUCAGGAUAAAACAGCUAAACAUCUGGAAUAUUCUAACUUGAUGUUUUUAAAGAAAAUCUUUCUUUUCCAUCUUAGUGUUAUUUAGCUGGCAUUUGUAUGAAGUUGUAUUGGAUUACACUUAAUUGUUGUGUCAGGUUUAAAUUGAUUUCCUAUGAGAUGAGACCCAGGAGGAAGACAUAAGCACUCACUGGCAUGAGGAGCGGCUUGGUCUCUGGAACAAGAGCUGGCAGGUUCCCAUGGUUUAAGAAAUCCACAGUUCUUUCUCUCCCUCAAGAGCUAGCAGGGAAAAAAUAAAGAAAAAAAAAAAAAAAAGAGCUAGCAGGGCUCUGAGCCAGUUCUCUACCUCAAAGAACUUUCAAGGGCAAAAGGGAUGUUUAUAAAAAGUCUGAACAGUCUAAAGUGAGACGAACUAGAUAGGAACUCUUGUUUGUUUUCCUUUUUCUUGUUUGUGUGUGAGGAUGUGCACACACACACACAUGCAUGCAUGUACACAUGGGGGUCAGAGGUCAACCUUGGGUAUCAUUCCUCAGCACUGUCUACCUUGACUUUUUUAUUUUUUUUAUUUUUUAUUUUCUUUUGAGACAGGGUCUCAGUGACCUAGUGUUCUUUUAACUAGUCUGACUAGCAGUCCACAUCCUAGUGACCCAUACCCCUGCCUCUAUCUCCAUCUCUACCCCAAGUUCUCUAAAGUGGGUUCUGGGGGUUGAACUUGGGUCCUUAUGCUCACAUGGAAGACACUUUCACAAACUGAGCUAUCACCCUAGCCUCUUACCACAUUGUGAAUCUCUGUAACUCAGGGCGACCAUGAACUCUUGAUCACCCCUCCGGAGUACUGGGACCACAGGGGCAUGCCACCACAGCUACCUUUGCUUUUGAGUCUUCCUCUUCCCUAAGUCGAUUGUCUUAGUCAGGGUUUCUAUUCCUGCACAAACAUGACCAGGAAGCAGUUGGGGAGGAAAGGGUUUA
Messenger RNA from Mus pahari (shrew mouse), 5203 nucleotides. RefSeq names its product nephrocystin 3 (gene Nphp3). Gene Ontology annotation, molecular function: protein binding. The coding region runs from base 235 to 4185 and encodes 1316 amino acids. The record is from RefSeq and is a predicted model, not a curated record. Gene Ontology annotation, biological process: convergent extension; kidney development; determination of left/right symmetry. The transcript is spliced from 27 exons. Lineage: Eukaryota; Metazoa; Chordata; Mammalia; Rodentia; Muridae.